Carassius auratus (goldfish) is the source of this 3106-nucleotide messenger RNA. Its product is annotated as ATP-dependent RNA helicase DDX19A-like. Gene Ontology annotation, molecular function: ATP binding; nucleic acid binding; RNA helicase activity. The coding region runs from base 208 to 1647 and encodes 479 amino acids. Lineage: Eukaryota; Metazoa; Chordata; Actinopteri; Cypriniformes; Cyprinidae. The record is from RefSeq and is a predicted model, not a curated record. The transcript is spliced from 12 exons.
CAGGCGAGUCUGUUUCCGGCCGGAGGUGUGAGUGUCGCACCCCACAAAAAGCGAGGACCGACACAGUCCAUUGUGUAAAGUUGUUGCGUUCGGUUCUUUUUCGUUUAAUUUUAUAAAGGUUUUAUGUGCAGUUAGAUUUAACAGUCUGUUGUUAAAUCAUCGACGCCCGUUUUUAAGGACAAACAUUUUUUAUUUACAAUUAAAGCCAUGGCAUCAGACUCGUGGGCUCAGGCCGUCGAUGAACAAGAAGCUGCGGCGGAGUCGAUAGGCAGCUUGCAAAUAAAUGAAAAAGAUGACCAGCUGAAAGCUGCAGCAAAUGGUGCAAAGACUGAAGGCAACGCAGAGAAAACGGAGGAUGAGGAUAAAGAUGACAAGGCGGCACAGUCUCUGCUGAACAAACUGAUCCGCAGUAAUCUGGUGGACACGAGCAGUCAAGUGGAGGUCCUUCAGAGGGACCCGAGCUCUCCGCUGUACUCCGUCAAGUCAUUCGAGGAGCUGCGACUGAAGCCUCCGCUGCUGCAGGGAGUGUAUGCCAUGGGUUUCAACAGGCCCUCUAAAAUCCAGGAGACCGCAUUGCCCAUGAUGCUCGCAGAACCUCCACAGAAUCUGAUCGCUCAGUCUCAGUCAGGCACGGGUAAAACCGCUGCUUUUGUGCUGGCCAUGUUGAGUCACGUGGACCCUGAAAACAAAUGGCCUCAGUGUCUGUGUGUGUCCCCCACAUACGAGCUCGCCCUCCAGACAGGCAAGGUCAUCGAGCAGAUGGGCAAAUUCUACCCUGAAGUCCAACUGGUGUAUGCCAUCAGAGGAAACAAAUUGGAGCGGGGGACGCGGUUACAGGAACAGAUCGUGAUCGGCACUCCUGGUACUGUCAUGGAUUGGUGCCAGAAGCUUAAAUUCAUCGACCCCAGGAAGAUCAAGGUGUUCGUCCUGGAUGAAGCGGAUGUCAUGAUCGCCACACAGGGCCAUCAAGACCAGAGCAUUCGGAUCCAGAGGAUGCUUCCUAAAACUUGCCAGAUGCUGUUGUUCUCGGCCACAUUUGAAGACACCGUGUGGAACUUCGCAAAGCGGAUCGUUCCCGACCCCAACAUCAUUAAACUGAAGCGCGAGGAGGAAACCCUGGACACCAUCAAGCAGUACUACGUCAUCUGCAACAGCAAGGAGGAGAAAUUCCAGGCUUUGUGCAACAUUUAUGGAGCCAUUACUAUCGCACAGGCUAUGAUCUUCUGCCACACCAGGAAAACCGCGGGGUGGCUGGCAGGAGAGCUGUCCAGAGAAGGCCACCAGGUGGCGCUCCUCAGUGGAGAGAUGCAGGUGGAACAGAGGGCAGCGGUCAUCGAACGUUUCCGUGAUGGCAAGGAGAAAGUUCUGGUUACCACUAAUGUCUGUGCUAGAGGUAUUGAUGUGGAGCAAGUUUCAGUCGUUAUCAACUUUGAUCUGCCAGUGGACAAGGAUGGAAACCCUGACAAUGAGACGUAUUUGCAUAGAAUCGGGCGUACUGGGCGAUUCGGCAAGAGGGGGUUGGCCAUCAACAUGGUGGACAGCAGGUUUAGCAUGAACAUCCUCAACCGCAUCCAGGAGCACUUCAAUAAGAAAAUCGAGAAGCUGGACACCGAUGAUUUGGAUGAAAUUGAGAAAAUCGCCAACUGAGCGGCUGUCUUCGUUCUUCUAAUAGGACCGUGCUCGCGCUAGGUUUUAGAUCAGAGGCUGGAAGCAGAGCUGUGCCGGAGAGGAUGUUUACAUGUGGAGCAGUUUUAUCUCAGAUGGAGUUUUUAUAGGUUUUCCUUAAACGCAUUUCACUCUUUGUACUUCUUAAUAAAUUUUGAAUGUCUUAACGUCACGCGUAUGAGAAUGCUACAAGAGGAGUCUGGGAUAGUGGCACGAGGAAUGUGCCUUUCGAUAUAUCAAUUUUAUCAUGAACAGUAUGAAUAGAUUUUAACAGCCUGCAUUCAAGCAAAGUGUGUGGAAAAAAAUGACAUUGACUGUUCUAUUGAUUUCUAGCAUGGGACUCCAAACCAAGGACUCGUAUUGUCGUAAUUGCUGAGAGAUUCGAUUUUUGUGGAACGAGCUGAAUUUUUGAGCACUUGUGUUCAAAGUGCUACGUUUCAUGAAAAAUAAGCAAGUUUAUGAAAUCUAGGUGCAGCUGCAUUUGAUUUUGUGCGUCCCUCCAAACGAGGAGUCAAAAUGCAGGAUUAAUUUCAUAUAAUGAGAGAUUGUUCUUAUUGUGUUCUUCAUUAAUACUCGAUACCUCAUGACAUUGCUAUAGAAGGGAUGCUGGCAGUAAUUGGCUUGGAAUUAAAUCGAAACCAUUGCCAAAGUCUUUUUUAAUGGUAUAAAAUUAUGCAAAAGCCAAAGAUUUGUGCCUCCAUUGGAUUCUCCAGUAUUUAACAUGGAAUAACACAAACGUAUCUUUCAUCAUGUACUAAUGUCGUCAUACAUAUUUAAUAAGUACAAAGAGUAAAAACUGUUGUUGUAUUAAACUGAUGGGUCACAGCAUUCGUUGAAGGGUGCUCUGGAGCGGAAGUAUUAUUUGUGUUAGUAGUAACCGAUUGCACUGUAUUGGAAAUGAUCAGGUUCAAGUGCAUGAAUACACCGCAGAAGGCUGUGCCACAUUCCCAUUCGCAGCUGCCUUAAAUAUGUAAAAGGCAGAUGCGAAAGCGUCCUCUACAAUCUCACUGUAUUCUUCAGGGUAGCUUUAGCAAAUGAUUAUUUCAUAUUACAGGAUGUUUUAUUUGAACCACUCAAAACGACACUGCACUUGGCUCUUUUACUUAUGCAUUGGAGUAGACAUAUAUUUUAUUAGGUAUGCGAGUAGUGAGGCUGGGGUAAAGUGUGUCAGUCGCUUCUUUGAAGGGAAGACUUUUUUUGAUAAAGAAUUAUAAGAUUGAAUAUAUAUCUCCUGUUGCCUUGUCCAUUUUCACAGUUUGGUUCAAGCUGUCAGUCAUACCUGUUAAAACGAUAUUAAAUAGAGGGUUUUCUUUUUUUUUUGCCUUUUUUUUUUUUUUUCUUGCAAAGAAAAUGUAUGAUUAAACUGAAGGACUGUUUAGAAACCAUCACUUUAUCUAGUGUCGCAUCAGGUAAUAAAUGGACUUGUCUAUUAUCAAACACA